This is a messenger RNA of Ostreobium quekettii, 1086 nucleotides long. NCBI's taxonomy places the organism in Eukaryota, Viridiplantae, Chlorophyta, Ulvophyceae, Bryopsidales, Ostreobiaceae. The record is from the annotation of a GenBank genome assembly.
AUGAGCAACGGCGCCGGCCCGGGGGCUGCGUCGAGGCUGGCGGAGCUGAGGGCGGCCGUGGGGAAUCUGGCCAGCGGGGAGGAGCUGAGCAGGGCGCUGGAGGCCGAGGCCAAGUCCAACCCCGCGCUGGCGGACCGGAUCGCCGGCCUGAUGGUCGCGGUCGUCCGGGAGGCAGGGGCGAAGGGUACGGAAGAUCAGAAGGGGGCGUCUGCCCACCAGGUGUCGCUGAAGGAUGCACGGCUGGUUCUGAAGCAAGUCUCGUGUCAGUUCCCAAGGGGUCGCCACGACAUUGGCUUGCUGGAGUCGAGUCUGGGAAUCUGUGGAUCCAAGCAUGACCUAGAGAUACCCUACACCGCCAUAGAGCAUGUGGCGGUCCUGGAGAAUUUGCCAAACGACAAGAAAAAGAUACUUGUUAUGUUGGCGCUUUCACGGAGAGUGGAGAUAAUGCUUGGCAAGCAGAAGGUGACUUCAGUGCUCAUGCAGUUCAAUGCCGACGAAACCCUGGACAUCGCCGAUCCAGAAGACCCAAGUUCCCGCCUGCAGGAUCGCACUGUGGUGGUCCUGUGCCAGGUUUUGGGAUUCAUGGGGAUAGACCCCACUGCCUUCUGCAGCCCGGAUCCAGAGGUCUUCCAGUCCAGCCGCAAGCAACCAGCUGUGUCAGCAUUUUUCAAAGUGAACCAGGGCCUGCUGUUCCUCCUGCCUUCAGCCCUGUGCUUUGUGGAGAAGCCGCCCAUCUUCAUCUCCCACUCUGAAAUCAAAUCGGUCGAGCUUGGGAGGGCCAGCAGCAUGUCAGCCACCUUCGACCUGAUUAUCCAUCUGAAGGAUGGGGACAUAGUCGAGCUCGGGCAGAUUGGUACAGAGGAGCUGCAGAAGGUGCUGGCGUACAUCACCGAGAGGAAGAUUAAGGUUGGAGAUGGUGCCGAUGUGGAAGAAGAAGACAGUGAAGGAGCGGAAUACGAUUCAGACGAUGAGGAUGAUGAGGACUUCGAUCCAGAAGCAUCAUCGGACUCUUGUGGAGAGGCUUCAGCACGGAAGAGGAAACGCUCUGCAGAUGAGGGUCCUAGUGCUGCAGGUAUGACGAGUUAA